This is a messenger RNA of Schistosoma rodhaini, 2790 nucleotides long. NCBI's taxonomy places the organism in Eukaryota, Metazoa, Platyhelminthes, Trematoda, Strigeidida, Schistosomatidae. The record is from the annotation of a GenBank genome assembly.
AUGGCAUCCGUUGGUGACACACAAAUCCGAAAACAACUGCGGGCUUGCAGGCGCCGUCAGAGACGUUAUCUAAGUUUAAAAAGUUCUAAAUCCUCCAACAAAAAAAAUUCUAAUCUUGAAAGUUCCGAUACAAACUCGGGAAAUGUAUACAUUGUUGAGAGUAUUCUCAAUGAAAGAAUUAUUAAAGGACAGAAAUACUACAAAGUGCGUUGGGAGGGAUUUCCACCCGAAGCAGAUAGUUGGGAACCAGAAACAAAUCUCACCAAUGUAUUAGAUAUAAUUUCCGAGUUCCACAAUGGCUCAAAAAGUAAAAUUUCGAAGAACUUAGAUAUACAUAAAGAUUGUCAGACAGUUUUCGAAAACUCUCCAGCUUCCGUCCCAACGCCUCCUGCUACACCAUGUUCAGUACUUCAAAACUCACAUAAUCCCUUGAGAGGCUCUAGUGAAGAACGACAGCUGAAUAAAUCCGUGAAACGUAAGCAUUUCACAAAGUCACGCACCGGCGGGAGAUAUGAAUAUGUUCCAAAGCACCAGUUAGUUGCUUCAAAGACAAAAUAUUUCGACGAUAUUCGAGAUGGAAAAAUCGACCUGUGCUCAAAUGAUCUUUAUUCACGUGUUAAAACUCGCAAGCGAUGCGCUGCUGAAUCUGCUAGCAACUCCGUAAGCAAUGAAUCUACUCAAAGCCGAAAUGGCAGUCUUCAAGGAGAAACGGAAUUAGAAUGUGAAGCCUCUAUGGAACAUUUUUCAACAUGUUCUCCAAAACGCGACCCAGUAUCACCAUCAUUUCCAUGUUUCAGGACCAACGAAUCACUUCAAAACUUUAACUGUACAUUUCGUAAUGAUGAGCAGAGCCAGCCCAUGUUUCCUAUAGGAGGUUCUGAAGAUUAUCAUCCUGAAAUAACGGAAAAUUUAGCUACCGCAAAUGUUUCUCCAUCUCAUCAGUCAGAUAUCAUUUCUAAGUUUGAUAGUAAGGCUGUUCAGUCAGAACUCCAUCCAAAUUCUUCAAAAGGGAUAUCUUGUAACCUUUAUCUCUGUGAUUCUAUAUCCAAAGUAGAUAUAGGACUAUCUCCAGUUUCUUCACAUCCAUUAGAUAAUAAACCACUCCAGGCGUUUGAAAGAGAAAGUACCUCUAAUUUUAGUGCUGUGGAACAGCCAGGAAAUUUCCACAAUCUGUAUGAUAAACUAUAUGAACGGAGCGUUUCAUCACUACGCACACUUGUAAAUAUUUACUUCAGUUUAAUUCUAUCUCAUAUUUCAAAUAAAGAUGAAAUAACGCAUAGUGAACAACCAACCGACUUUCAUAAUGAGCUUGAAUGUUUACCGCACUUAUGUGUCUAUAAUCAUUUAACCUCCAUUCAGACACCCAGUGAGUUCUUGAAUGCUAUCAAUAACCAAAGAUGGAGUCUUGUCGCCACCAUGCCUUCAGGAAACUUGUUUCCAGAAAACUCUCAAGCUCAAAAAAGCAGUACUUGUUCGUUCUCCCUAGAGAAGACGCCUGAAUCUCGCAAAAGUGAUAAUAAACCAGAUUUAGAGGAAAAUAAUCGUUUCAAAGAGGAUGCAUUAUUGGCAUGUAUCACUGGGGGUGCAGGUAGACCGUUAGUUUUAGAUCGACUACUUGCUUCUGGAUUGGAUCCUAAUAAGGUUACUGAACCUAAUUCUAAAUGGCCAUUAUUAGCUUUAGCGGUUUGUUUGGGCCGUUUACAUGCUGCUCAAGCACUACUUGAUGCAGGUGCUAAGCCUAACUGUGUCGAACCCAACCGCCGACAACGAUCAGCUCUUGGUUUAGCGAUAGCAGCAGGAGAUUUUGAUAUGGCCAACAUGCUUAUUUUAUCCGGUGCGAACUUUUAUGAGGUAGAACCCGGGACAACUGCCCUUAAUCUGAUUAUGAAGUUAUUAAAUGCUCAUUUGUCUGCACAACAAAAUCCCAAAAUUAACCAUCGUCAAAUAAACAAGUCAUAUCUUGCUCUUGCAGAACUCCAAGAUAAACUACGCAGUAUGGGUAGUCAAUUUCCUCCCGUACCUUCACCUUCCCCACCUAAUGGACUCAAUGUUCCUAGUUUACCUGAAUCCCACAUUUUUAAUGCACUUAUAAGUUCAAGCAUGAGAAAUCACUCCGACUCUUCUCAGUUAAAUAAUAUAAAUAACAACAUUUCUAAAUCCGGUAAUGCUUUACCGUCUGUAGACAGUUUACGUAGACUUCAUGAGCUUAUUGUGGCGCACCAUGCCCGUUUAUCAAUGAGUGUCACUAAUUUGGUACGAACGUGGCUUACUCGAGCUGAUCUUGUCCAAGUUGGAUUGGUCUCACCUUGUCAGUGGAUAAGUGUACGUCAGUGUUCUGCUUCAGUAAAAUUUUCUUGGCCAAACGAAUUAAGCAAUUCAAAGUUGCAGCCAAGUCGUGUAGUUGCACCCAUCUUGAUUUUAGUUCAUGGUCGAAUAGCACCUCCUGCUUGUUACGAUGUUUGGAUGGAUGAUGAUGGUCCUUGUGUUAUAGAACGCGUUUGUCUUGAUCAAACCUAUAUUCAGAGAGCAUUAAGUCGAAUGCCGUUUGUAACUACGGUGUAUCCACUUGGUUGGAAUUCAUCGAAACCUCAAGAACAUGAAGUAUCAAUCAACUUCAAACCAGAAAGUAUUUCAUCCAUUUAUUCUACACGUCCGACAUGUGUUGCAAUCAUGAUUGUUGCUGUUGCCCUAUCCCAAUCCGAUAAUAAGGAAAAAGUAUCACAACAGAAUGGAAACUCGAAUGCUAUUCAGUCUUCACAUUUGUCUAUAGCUAACAGUCAACUGAUUUAG